This is a messenger RNA of Cuscuta europaea, 1447 nucleotides long. Lineage: Eukaryota; Viridiplantae; Streptophyta; Magnoliopsida; Solanales; Convolvulaceae. The record is from the annotation of a GenBank genome assembly.
UGACGCUUUUAAAGUUUGAAAAGGCCAUAUGCGGGUGAUUUUGGAGGCCGGAAUGGUUUUAUCAGUCUUUUCCCUGGCCUAACAGGCAGGCGAGGCUUUUUGUUGACGCCACAUGUGAUGUCACCUUUGGAAUGCCCAGUAUUCACGGUGUCCAAUUUGGGCACCCGCCUUGCCGUGCCUAUUUUUCCCGACGCGACGGCCAGGGACUUCAAGAGAGUAUUUGAGAGAGCACACUUGCAUUGCUUCCCAGAACGUGGAAAAAUUGUGGCAAACAGUGUAAUGGUCAAGAGAAAGGCAAAAUUUUACCACUUGUCUGAUACUCUACCCAUAAAGCAUGUUUUCCAGUACUUGAAGGGUAACUGGUUUCUUCAUGUUAGAGUAUAUCAUUCUAGCAUUGCUGACCCGAUAGGAUUACCUGAAUGUAUAAAGGGUUGUUCAAAUGAUGGUGAACCUGAGAAUUUUCAUACAAGCACUACUCCAAAGAUUAGGUCAAGUUGCCGGAGGAGUAGGGGGAUCGGCAUGAAAAGGUUCACCAGCAUUAGGAGGCCACCUUUAGGCAUUCGAAGAAGGCAUUUCUUUUCUAGGAGGUUAAAUAGUAAAAGGAAAAGGGUUGGUAAAAUUUGUGGUGACAGAUUUGAUAUCGAUGUGUCGUCGGGAGCUAAAGACAGGUCAAGUAAAGAGAGGAAUUCUUUUAUAGCAUUGGAGAGCCAUUAUGAGGCAUUAUCAUCUGAAACCAUGUCAGUCUCGGGUAUUAUGAAGAAAUAUUUGUCCUAUAAUGAUUAUGUAUCUGAUUACCAUGGGGAGGUGAACUCAAGUUCAGCGUUUUCAUAUUCACCUCUAGAAAUGCUAGAUGUUCCUCUGACAAAUGAAUCGGUCCCAGUCGUCUCAAGUAGUAAGGUCAAGAGUGCUGAAGUGGGGAAGCGCCUUUUGACUGCUGGUAAGAAUCUUGGGUUUAAUGCAAGUAGCCCAAGUAUUGGACUUCGUUUUAUUACAAACUUAUCAGUAUAUGAUAUCCCUGCUGAGGAUGGCUGAAGGUAUAUGAUAUCCCUGCAGACUAGCAGUGCAUGGCUUGGCUACCGUUUGGUGCAGAUUCGAGUAGGCUAUUUCAGUGUAGUCGCACCUAUGUAGCACGGAAACUUUUGGGAAAGAGUAUGUUUCCGUUUCGGAAACUCUACGAAAAUUCUUUGGAAACUCUCUAAACAAGCGUUUUUGAGCAAAAGUUGACGUUUUGCGUUUCCUGUUUCCCCAUGAUUUUUGUGUUUUCGUGCAACAUAGAGUCGCACCGCAUUCUUAACUAAAUUUGCCUUAUCUAACCUAAUUUGUAAUUUCCCAUUUUAUGACAAUUAUAUUGUUGUAUAAUGUAAAUAUAUAUUUUUUAAAAAUAUAAAUCUAGUUAUCAUAUAGAGGUGAUGUAUUAACUUUCUUGUAUAUACAAAGUGGCCGUUUG